Dermatophagoides pteronyssinus (European house dust mite) is the source of this 662-nucleotide messenger RNA. RefSeq lists its product as uncharacterized. Lineage: Eukaryota; Metazoa; Arthropoda; Arachnida; Sarcoptiformes; Pyroglyphidae. The record is from RefSeq and is a predicted model, not a curated record.
UAUUUUUUACAAUUCUUGGUUCAAUUAAUUCAUUAUUACAAAAUAGAAUAGUUGGACAAUUGAAUAGAAAAUUAUCAAGAAUUGUAACAAUUUGUCGACUAAUUAAUGAAAAAUCUAACGAUCAAAUUGUUAUGUCGAAAAGAUUACUUGAAAAAAUUGAUAAAAUUUAUUAUCGACAUAGUCUGGCUUGUAAUAUUAAUAUUUUUUCCUAUAAUGUAUUAUGGGGAAAUGCAUUACUUUGUUAUUUACUUAUUAGUAUUCCGUUUAAUGUGAUCUGUGUUUCGGCAUUAUUAGUAAAAGAUUUAAAUUGGUUACAUAUAAUUAUGACACAAACAGCUAUUGUUCUACAUUCAAUCAUUACAUUGGGAUUAUUAUUUCGUUUAGCUAAAUUGACUAAAGUAUUGAAUGAAGCAAAAUAUUAUCUAAUACCAAUUAUACAAUCGAUUAAUUGUAUAAAAAUUCAAAAUGAUCAACAACAAAAAAUUGAUUUUUAUGCAUUGAAAUCAAAAUUAAAGAUUGAGGAUAAAUUUCAACGUUUAACAUGGGGACCAAAAUAUGGUCCAUUUGUAAGCAUUUUAGGAUCCAUUACAAAUGCACUUAUAUUCAAUCUUGCAUUAACAUAUGUUGCUGUAUUCAUCUUCAUUUUAACACAUUAUGUUUGA